ACGCAGCCGGCGCAGCCCUUGAUGUUUGUCUUUUCUUCAAUAUGGCGGAGCUAAAGAAAGCGUCCGAGAAGAAAAUCAGGAAGAAAACCGAGAAGAAGACUAAGGAGCCGAAGGAUGCAUCCAAAAAUAUAAUGCGUGAAGUCAAAAUCCGAAAGUUGUGCUUAAAUAUUUGUGUGGGCGAAUCAGGUGAUCGACUGACGCGUGCUGCCAAGGUCUUGGAACAACUGACUGGCCAGCAACCAGUGUUUUCUAAGGCUCGAUAUACGGUACGUUCAUUCGGUAUCCGCCGUAAUGAAAAAAUAGCUGUGCAUUGUACUGUACGUGGCGCGAAAGCUGAGGAGAUUCUGGAACGUGGCUUGAAGGUACGCGAAUAUGAAUUGAGAAAAGAAAACUUUUCUUGCACCGGCAAUUUUGGCUUUGGUAUUCAAGAGCACAUUGACUUGGGAAUUAAGUACGAUCCCAGUAUUGGUAUCUACGGUUUAGACUUCUACGUUGUACUUGGACGCCCAGGAUUUAACGUAGCUCACAGAAGAAGAAAAACUGGUAAGGUCGGUUUUCAACACCGGCUUACCAAAGAAGAUGCUAUAAAAUGGUUCCAACAAAAGUAUGAUGGUAUUAUCAUAACAGGAAGGAAGUGAUUCACAUGUAUUUUAUAUUGUACAAUUUAGUAAAUAAUUUUAACAAAAAUUGUCUAUA
Molecule: messenger RNA, 696 nt
Organism: Temnothorax curvispinosus
Lineage: Eukaryota; Metazoa; Arthropoda; Insecta; Hymenoptera; Formicidae
Product: 60S ribosomal protein L11-like
Exons: 5
Coding region: 42-638 (198 amino acids)
Biological process (GO): translation
Cellular component (GO): ribosome; cytosolic large ribosomal subunit
Molecular function (GO): structural constituent of ribosome; RNA binding
Source: RefSeq, a predicted model, not a curated record